GCCUGCAAAAUGGUCAGUCUCGCUGUCUGGACGUCAGCACCACCAUCGACCGAAACAACGGUGGACACGCGGAACUUGAAGGACUCAGCGGUGUGGUAUCCGGAAAUCCCCGGACCAGCGCUCUGCUUGCACGAGGAAUCCUUCCUGCCGCGCAGCUUUUUCACAUCUGGAUUCAAGCCUCUGUUUUGGUGCUGCUUUGGCGGCCCGGCAGGCAGAUAUCUUGCCCAUUUGACUCGAAUUCAGGCGUUAUGGUAUGCCGGUGGCAUCUGCCGCGUGGACUUUUUCUUCGACACCGAAGUGCCAUCCGAGCAUCGCGUACUUGGACGCUACAAACAUGGGAAAGUUUGCUCGCACCUCAACUUUACAAUCGAUGGGCCGGGUGGAGAACGGAUCGAAUCCAUCGAGAUCGGGCAUCGCUAUCCGGAUCCUGGAGACAGCGUCCCUUGGGCUGUUAAGGAGGGGAUCUUGCUUUGGUGUGAGCUCCGUACAAACCGUGGGAGAUCAUGCCGCUUCCCGGAUGCGGAUGAGACGGACAAGACCCCAACACCCAGUGUCCAAAAGCUCAUUACCCCCGCUCCGGGGUCCAUGAUUACCGGCCUCUAUGCUACUCAACGCCCUGAUUAUGGAUAUGGAUUCACGGCCAUGGGUGUGAUUUCUGAAAAGGUGGAGAAAAACGACCCAUAGGCCACAGAUACCUCACCAUGCCACCCAUCGAUUGUCUGGUGAAGGUUUUCAGUCCCAAGUUGAGUCUCAACCGCUUACACAUCACUGACCCUGCCGGCCUGCCCCUCCUGUAGAAUGGCGGAGACAUCAAGAUUCCCAGGAGCGCACACCACCCCGAGAGCGCCCGGUCAGAGUUCCGAAUCCACGCAAACGCAAAGCAGCAGCUCUGACCGAAAUGAAACAUUCCGAUCA
Molecule: messenger RNA, 915 nt
Organism: Thermothielavioides terrestris NRRL 8126
Lineage: Eukaryota; Fungi; Ascomycota; Sordariomycetes; Sordariales; Chaetomiaceae
Exons: 3
Coding region: 10-684 (224 amino acids)
Source: RefSeq, a predicted model, not a curated record